This is a messenger RNA of Medioppia subpectinata, 432 nucleotides long. The record is from the annotation of a GenBank genome assembly. Lineage: Eukaryota; Metazoa; Arthropoda; Arachnida; Sarcoptiformes; Oppiidae.
AUGUACAAAAAACUACAAACAAAUAAAACACAACCAGGAAUUGGCUUAAGUAGUCCACAGCUGAUACAGAGCCGGGCCGUCGAGUUUACGUAUAGGAAUCAGAUAUUAUACGAUUGCCGAGAGCUGUGGGACCAGGAGUUGGGCGGCAAAGUGUACACCGGACUCAUAUUUGUGACCACGUUCAUUGUGCCCAUGUUUGCGCUCAGCUUUCUAUACAUCUCGAUCGGUGUGACCGCUCGGCAUACAGUGCCCGGCAAUUCAAAUGGCGAUCACGUUCAGCAACAGAAUCGUGUGAAGAUUGUUAAAAUGCUGGUGAUCCUGGUGAUUUCGUUUGCAGUGUGUUGGCUGCCCAUACAGGUGUUUAAUAUGGUUUUCUGGUUGUGCGAUAGUUGCCGUACUCUAUCAACUCAGUAUCAGGUAAUUUAUUUUUAC